AUGUCACUUCGGAACUUGUUUGGCACGUUGAGGCGCUCCAGAGAGAAAAGGCAGGACAACGAUGAGACCUUCAAAGAAGCGCGGAAGGAGAUUCUACAUAACCUUCGAGAAGUGCACCGGUCUGUCAAGCUCUUGCCGUUGACCAGUCUCACCAACGACCAGGCUGCCGAAUACAACAUCAGGUGCCAUGACCUCAGGUUGCGCACCGACGGUGGCUCCUCGGCUACUGCACAGACUUAUUUCAAGCCUUGGACCUUGGAUAAGCUCGAGCAGUUUCCCCUUGAUCUUGACGACCCGGAUACUAAAAAAUCCAUCCGAACCAAUGAGGCGUGCUUCGCGGACCUCGAUGAAGAGAGGUCGCGUGAAUCGACCGGCGAGCUUGAUCCGGAACGUGACGACUCUGGGCUUCUCCUGUCCAGUGUGUUCAUCUGCGAAUUUACAUGGCACGCAAGGAGAAACACUGGGGACGAAGCUACGCUCGAUGAUCUAUCAGGCUGGUUCGGAAGGUACUUCAAUAAUACCAUAAUCAAGGAACGUUAUAUGAAUAUGGCUAUGUUCACAGACCCUGGUAGUGAUCCUCUGGCCUCACCACCUCUCAGAUUUGAAGAUGCUUGGUAUCCGAAUCUGCCCGAGGGCCAGGAGCUUCCUCACAUAAACCUGAUCGUGACUCAUGAGGGAGUGUGCGAUAAUAACAUCCUCCGUUCCGAACUUCUUGUUCUAGUCGGCGUCAUGAGGACCCGGCUUGGGAGGGUAGAGCUGCAAGACCACGUUGUGGCUCCGGUUCUCUUGACAUCAUGCACAAACAAUCUGAAGGCGAGAAUUCUGAUCGCUUACUUCGAUGGCAAAGAGUUGGUUGUGCUGAAGACUCGUCUCCACGACUUCUAUACUCCGGGCGCGAGGCAGACGAACUUCCGGCUUUUCCUGUUAUAUAUGUGCAGUCAGGCUGUGGGAGACACCAAGGCUCUAUUAAGACCGAUGGUCAAGGAGGAGCACGCUACUGAUUAG
Molecule: messenger RNA, 1005 nt
Organism: Aspergillus piperis CBS 112811
Lineage: Eukaryota; Fungi; Ascomycota; Eurotiomycetes; Eurotiales; Aspergillaceae
Exons: 3
Coding region: 1-1005 (334 amino acids)
Source: RefSeq, a predicted model, not a curated record